Molecule: messenger RNA, 833 nt
Organism: Hevea brasiliensis (rubber tree)
Lineage: Eukaryota; Viridiplantae; Streptophyta; Magnoliopsida; Malpighiales; Euphorbiaceae
Product: 50S ribosomal protein L12, chloroplastic
Exons: 1
Coding region: 122-682 (186 amino acids)
Biological process (GO): translation
Cellular component (GO): ribosome
Molecular function (GO): structural constituent of ribosome
Source: RefSeq, a predicted model, not a curated record
UAAUGGCGACGAGGAUGAUCGGUGCAAUUAAGCCCGUCAAAUUGUUCCCACUUCCUUUUCUUCCUUGUCUUUCCCAUACGUCAUUAAACUGCUUUCUUCAGUGAUUCUCUACAGAGAAAACAUGGCGACCCCUUUCCCCUCUACGGGAACACUCACUCUCUCUCCUCCUUCUACUUAUCCCACAUCUUCCCCCACCAAUCAAUUCCUCGUCGAAUUCCCUUUCUGUUCCAAUUUCUCCACCCUCACCUACCGCUCAACCCACCUCCGUCCCAUCUACGCCGUUCCCGCUUCUGAGAAAAUUGAAAAGUUGGGUGCCGAAAUCUCCUCCUUGACUCUUGAGGAAGCUCGCACACUCGUUGACUAUCUCCAGGAUAAGCUAGGAGUCUCCGCUGCCGCCUUUGCCCCUGCAGCAGUGGUUGCCGCCCCUGGAGCUGGUACCGAUGCUGGAACACCAGCGGUGGAGGAGAAAACGGAGUUCGAUGUUGUGAUUGAGGAGGUGCCGGCUAAUGCGAGAAUUGCAGUGAUUAAAGCGGUUAGGGCAUUGACGAGCUUAGCUUUGAAAGACGCUAAAGAACUGAUUGAGGGUUUGCCUAAGAAGUUUAAAGAAGGAGUUUUGAAGGUCGAGGCGGAGGACGCUAAGAAGCAGCUGGAAGCGGCCGGAGCCAAGAUUAACAUUGUUUGAAACAAGAAUGAGAAUUUAGAGGGUAAUUUUGUGUACUCCUUGGGUAAAUUUGUAGUUUUCUUUUUAUUAAUUUGAAAAUGUAUUUGAAUUCACAAAAUUGAAUGUGGAUUUUCAUUGUUUUAGGAUUGUACUUGUGGGUUUUUGUGGGAUU